Messenger RNA from Benincasa hispida (wax gourd), 2024 nucleotides. The record is from RefSeq and is a predicted model, not a curated record. Lineage: Eukaryota; Viridiplantae; Streptophyta; Magnoliopsida; Cucurbitales; Cucurbitaceae.
UGUAGCAGUGUGCAUUUGUUGAACUGAUAACUUCUCAUUUAAAAAGUUAUUAAAGUUAGGGUUUUCAAUUCAUCGGUCGUCUACUACAAAAUUACCCCAACACGUACACAUUUUUUUAAUAGGAAAAACUCAUUCCAUAAUUAAAAUUGUAUAUAUAAUGCAAGAAUGGUAGAGAUUGGAGAUGCAAGCGUUCCACUGUAUAUCAAGUUUAUAUUGAGAGUGGCAGAGCUCCAAUGGCUUCCACCGAUUUUUCAGCCAUUUUUUUUGCAUUGCUCAUUCUCUUUCUUUUCAUCAUUGUCUCUCGUAUCAGGAGGUUGAAGUUCCAUGGAGUCAUUCCUUGGAAUUGGCCAAUCGUUGGUAUGACACCCACUGUUGUUGCUCAUCUCAACAGACCUCAUGAUCGCAUUGCUGCAAUCUUACAAGAAGCUGGUUCCACCUUCUUAUUUAGAGGCAUUUGGUUUUCAAAUACGGACUUCCUUUUCACAGCUGACCCUUCAAAUAUCAACCACAUCUUGAGUGUCAAUUUCGAACGAUACCCAAAAGGCCCUGAUUUCAAGUACCUUUUUGACAUUUUGGGAGAUGGGAUUUUCAACUCCGAUUCAGAUGCUUGGAAACAGCUACGCAAAACCGCUUAUGCCUUGGUCCAUGAUGAGAAAUAUCUUCAAUUCUUGCAGAAAAUUACGGUGAAGAAAGUGAAGGAAGGGCUUGUUCCCGUUCUUGAAAGUCUUUGUCAAAAUGGGUCGGUGUUUGAUUUGCAAGAUUUGUUUCAGAGACUCGCAUUUGAUUCAACUUGUAUAUUGGUCACUGGCAUCGACUUCGAUAGUUUAUCCGUUGGAGUCCGUCAUCCUUUCUCUGAGGCCAUUGAUGAAGCUGAGGAAGUCAUCUUACUACGACACAUUUUUCCUAAAAAGAUAUGGGAAUUUCAAAACAAACUCCAAAUUGGACAACCCAAGAAGAUGAAACAUGCUUGGGAAAUCAUAGAUGAAACCAUUGCCAAAAUGAUAGCCUCCAAAAGGGCAACCUCGGAAAAUCAACUGAAAGAAGAGGCAGAUGAGCAAGGAGGAGGAGGGGGAGUUGAUUUGAUGACAUCAUAUAUGAUAGAUAUGAACAAAGAUGAUAAAUUUUUGAGAGACACUGUUUUAAAUUUCAUGAUUGCAGGUAGGGACGGUCUAAGUAUAACACUCUCCUGGGUUUUCUUUUGUCUUUCAAAUAAUCCAAUUGCCUUGGCAAAGAUCAGAGAAGAGCUUGAAACAACGAUUCCACCGAAUGAAGCUCGUGAUCAAUUGCGGAUAUUUUCGAUUGAAGAGGUGGACAAGUUAGUUUACUUCCACGGAACUCUGUGUGAAACUCUUAGACUAUAUCCUCCAGUCCCACUCCAACACAAGGUGUCAGUACAACAUGAUAUCCUUCCAACUGGUCACCACAUAAAUCCCUAUACGAAGGUUUUGAUUUCUUUAUAUGCAUUGGGAAGAAUGAGUGAUGUGUGGGGAAAAGAUUGUAUGGAGUUUAAGCCAGAGAGAUGGAUUUCAGAAAAUGGAAGAAUCAAACAUGUGCCAUCUUACAAAUUCUUGGCCUUCAAUGCUGGGCCAAGAACUUGUCUCGGGAAACAAGUGGCUUUUGUGGCAGUUAAAAUAAUUGCAGCUGCCAUUAUUCAUAACUACAAUAUUAUUCAACAACCAAACCAAGAGAUUAUUCCAAGUACUUCCAUUAUUCUUCAUAUGAAGCAUGGAUUCAAGGUCAAGGUUACAAAGAGAUGGACUUGAAAGAAAUGAAAACAGGUAAAGGAAUUACAAAUUUCUAGUAUACUGUUGGUAAAUUGGUCAAGAAUAAAAGGAAACGUGAGAAUUGUAGUGUUGCCUUUUCUUUGACAUUGUUUGACGUUGUUGUGUGUACUUGGUUGAUUUAGACAUGGUUUAAUUAGGUGAAGUAUUGGAAGUCAUGUUUCAGUUUUUACUUCUGGUCUGAAAUGUAAUUUUUUAAAUUAAAAGAAAAUUAAUGUUACAUUAUAAAGUAAAAUUACAUAA